This is a messenger RNA of Mya arenaria, 4394 nucleotides long. Its product is annotated as delphilin-like. The transcript is spliced from 22 exons. Bases 412 to 3273 code for a protein of 953 amino acids. The record is from RefSeq and is a predicted model, not a curated record. NCBI's taxonomy places the organism in Eukaryota, Metazoa, Mollusca, Bivalvia, Myida, Myidae.
UUGUUAAAUUAACCGAGGCGGGUUAACUAGUUAGCAUGCGUGCCUUUUAAGGUAUAGGUAAAUGGUGCAGAGAUUUAUAACGCUUGCGAGUACCGUAAAAUACAACAGAGAUAAGAGAAAUUUAUAUUUUAUAUGAAAAUCGACCGUUGGAAAAUAUGACUACUUAAAUAAAGUGGCAUUUCAUUGCGAAGAUAGUGAAUUUUAAAGUGUGAAAAAAAUCAUCUUCUUGCAGUGAUAUCGAUUUUCAACAUGUGCUUAGCUGGAUAAUUGAUCUUCCCGUUAAAAGAUAUCCCCUAAAUGUUACAUCCAUGUGACCGGAAGGUAGAUUAACCAGCUCCUUCUACGGCGCGCAAAUCUCGACCGUCCCUCUAUCCAACUUCCGGUUGUUGAAGGGAACUUCCGUUGCUCAAAAUGGGGGAGAUGCUCACCCUGAACUCCGCCCACAACUUCGGCAUCUAUACCAAGUCUGGGAAGAGAACGAUAUUUCAGAUUGACUUCUCUGACCGAAAAAUCAGUCUGAUUGAGCGAGGGAAGAUAGGCAAAUGUUACGACUUCCGGUUCCUUGAACAAUAUGACUCAGAGGACAACUUGCAUAUUGUGUUGCGUUUCCGAGGCAACAAGAGCCUGGAAUUUGACGCGGACACGGCAGAAGAAAAAUACACAAUAUGUCGUCUGCUUGGUAUGAUUCUGAGCGGGGAGACAUUUGAUGCGAAUGGUGGAGAUGCAGGUGAGGCAGCGAUACAGGCCCGUUUGUCCACUAAACGACAGAUUGUCAAAGAGGGCAUUAUCGAAAAGAAGGGCAAUACAAAAAUACCCACGUGGUCGAGGCGCCGAUUACAAGUUUGUCCAGGAGAAUUUUCAUACUACAAACCAGGAGUUGACACGGCUCUGAAUCUAGUCCAGCUAUGGGAAAACUCGACCACUUUAACAUUGAACGGCCAGUCUGGGUUCAGCGUCUCCGUCAGGGACCGGGCUUAUCACUUCAAGGUGAUCGGAGAGAAGGGCGUCAACGCCGAGGAAGAGCGCAAAAGAUGGAUUGUGGCAUUCCAGCAAGCUAGUCAAAGAAAACGGGCAACGUUUUUACUCCUGGAAAUGAAGAAUCAAAAUCAGAACAGACAAGGUGGAAUUCUACCUCAAAACUCAACGGACGACAGUUUCGAGGAUCCGGGUUAUUACAACCAGGGUGGGGGCCGCGGAACCGGAAGUUCAAGUGGAUCGAACUCCAGCAGGGAGGUUCUUGACGGACUUGAGAUAAACGGCGAAGCAAAUUCCCGGGGAAAAUAUGGCUUGAAAGCAAUAAACGAGCUGGAUGAAGUGCUUAAUGGUGAAUCUUCCGGUGGUUCCCGGCAAACAAUAGCGCUUAGUGUUGUUCAGAAGACAAGCCCGCUAUUGAACGCUCCCACAAAGACGCGGGCACGCCCUCCUGUUUUGAACACGAGAAACGCACAACAAACCGAAAGUUUUGAGUCACAUGACACUUAUGAUUUCAUACCGGAGCCCGAUUACUCACCACCUGCCUCCCCCACUCAGAAUGACGUCACUUCCGGUACAGAUUCCCUCCAACGCGAGAAACAGGCAUCAGGUGUGUACAAGAACCACAUUACGCCGAGAAAUAGCGCACAGGACGAUGGGGUUGACUUAGAUCCGCGAACUUCCGGUAUAUACACUCGCGUCAUCCGGCCAGAUUCCAAGAAAAACUCGACGCCAAACCGAGCAUCCGGUGAGUACAACAAGGCCAUACGACCCGCACCGGGAGCGGUCAAUGUGAUGCCUAAUGUAGGUGAAAUCCCGAAACUAAAACGCCUUGGAUCAAAAGAAAAUUCUUUCGAAAGUGAUAAAACUAGUCCGCGUGCAAAUGACAGUCCUCGGUCGGAAGAUAAUACGUAUGACAAUGUUACAUCGCUUUCUGUCAAACAAAUGCAAGAACAAUUUGAACAACCGUACGUCUUUGAGAACAAAACUCCAAGUAAACCGCUGAGCCCACGAGAAAAGAAACAAGCGCCUCCAGUUCCUACCGGAAAUAGACCGGUACCGCCGCCCCCAGCUCCAUGCGCACCGACAGCUCCGGCGCCGCCCCCGCCCCUCGUGUUUGGAGGCAAACCCAUGGGCAAGGGGCAUCUUAAGCAGGUCCAUUGGAAUAGGACACCAAAGCCCAUGGUGCCCAACUCCAUCUGGGAGCGGUCACGUGACCUGACUUCACGCCUGAACCUUGCAUUACUUGAGGACCAGUUUGCAUUAAAGGAACGUGACGCCCCUAUUACGCCAGGUCCAAAAUCCCCUGGCUUCGGCGGACAAAAACCGCAGCUUCUUGUGGACCCUAAAAGGGCAACAAUCCUGGACAUCUUCAUGUCGGGGCUUAAAAAUGGGGGCACCAGGCGCCUUGUAGACAUACUUAGUAGCGUGUCAGAGGACGACAACUUUCCCGCUGAGAAAUUGGCAACUAUAAGAAGGUAUCAACCCAACGACGAAGAAAUCGACAUGUAUAAAGCGCAUGCGCACCGGAAGCACGAGCUACAUCCGGUUGACCAAUUCCUGCUUGAAUUGUGCGAAAUCCCGUGCCUGAGCAUCCGAAUUGACAUUUGUCUGAUUCUUUGGGAGUUCCCAUGGCAGUACGAUAGCACGUGUCAGCUGUUAGACCAGGUCCACGGUGCCUGUGAUGAACUUCUAAACAAUGACAUGCUGGUUGCCAUCCUCGAGUAUAUUCUUGCAAUUGGGAACCACCUCAACCGGAACUGGUCAGAGAGCAACGUCACACAGGGAUUCCAGAUAACGUCAUUGGACAAGGUAUUGGGAGUACGUGGCAAAGACUCUGGAUAUACUCUUGUUCACUUCCUAAUCCAACAGCUACAACAGACGGACCGCGCGCUCCUUGCUUGGCCGGAAACCCUGCAAGGAGUAAAGAAAUGCGCUGAGGUGUCCGUUAAGUCUGUUUCCGCGGAGAUAGAAGUAUUGAAGGGUGACCUCGGGAAGGUAAAGCGACACCUGAAGGUCAUGCGUUCACAGGCAGCCUUUCAGAACAGACAGGACAGCAAGUUUCUCCAAGACGCACAGAAUGUGAGCGUGGAGUACGAAAUGAAACUAGAAAAGUUGGAUCGGCGAUCAGGGGAACUUCAAAACAAAUACAGGAAAAUACUGGCCCGGUUUGGUGAGCCACUUUACCAGCGUUCGGACCAGAUGUUUGCUGUUAUUGCGAGCUUUAUGGACAAGUUUAAAUCCGCCAUGAAAGACUUAGAUGGUAAAGGAUCGGAUUGUCGCAAGAAAUCCACAUCAUGAAAGACUGUUAAUAUUGACAUAUUUGUUUGGGAAAUACAUGCAAGGCUUGUGUUAAAUAACUCAGCAAUAUAUUUGUUUUCAUGUUGAUGUCACAUAUUUACGUACUUGUAUUUAAAACGUCUGAACAAACAUGCUACUAUGUAUUAUUUGAAAAAAAGUAGUGUACAAACAUUUUUUCUUCUAUGCAUUUAAUUCAAGCAUUCCAUUUAAUUAUCACAUAGUGGUUUAAUUAUCUAGUCUUGAAAAGUAAAACAAAGAUAAAUAACGGAUAUUUUAGUUUUGCUUUUAUUAAAACUAAAGAUUUUCUUUUGUAAAUGAAGACUCCAAGAAAAACAAAUGGCAUCCUUACGAUAAAUUCAGUUCUUUACCAUGAUAGUAUUUAAAAUGUACAUCGAACAGUAUAUAUUAAAAAUUCAUACCUAUGGCUAGGCAAAAGACGGACGUUCUUCCUUCUACUAUUAUAACAGUGUGUGUAUACCACGUGAUAAAUUGUGUCAUAAAUGCUACGUCGGAGGGCAACAUGUUGCUUCGAUUGAAGACUUUAAAGAAAAAACAUAACGCAGUCUACGCCACUUACAGUGCCCCGCAUUCGGUCUUUUACAAGAGUUUGAUUGAGAGUUUAGUUUCAGAAAACACUUCAACAAACCUACUCAAAAUACGGCCGCUUGACGGAGCACUGUCAAAACAUUUGUUUGUAAACAGGUUUGUCGAAGUGUUUGUGAAAACUAAUCACCAUAUAAAACUCGGGUAAAAACACGAAGGCGGGGAUCAUAAGACGGCAUAGACUGCCCUUUUUCAUUUAAAAUGGUGAAGAAAAAGAAUUUUUUCUUUGUUUUAAGUCUUCAAUUUAAGCAAAAGUUUGCAGUCCGACUUAGUAUAAAUGACGUAAUUUAUCACGUGGUAACCACACACAAUAUAAGAAGCAGCCCCGUCUUGCGGUGAGUCCUCGACUGUUACAACUGUGUUUGUUUAAAUGACGGUAUUAUUUUGGCAAUAUGAACAAAAACUUUGAAGCAUUUCAAGUGCAGGAAUGUUGUUUCUUUUGUUUAUGAUCUAAAUAUUGUUUUAUUGUUUUAUUGCAAAUAUCUUCAAGUGCUAAAUAAAAGUUGUAUAGAACUCAA